Messenger RNA from [Torrubiella] hemipterigena, 2152 nucleotides. The record is from the annotation of a GenBank genome assembly. Lineage: Eukaryota; Fungi; Ascomycota; Sordariomycetes; Hypocreales; Clavicipitaceae.
ACGCCAUUCGCGAACGGCGUACGCCAGUCACGAAUCAAUGUAUUCCCGUAUCGCGUACGCCAGUCACGAAUCCCCGCGGGCGGUGUAAAAGAGGGGCUUCCGAGCCAUCCGUUGAAAUGGCUCGGCAGAGGGUCUAAUACAGCUUCCUGCAUGUAUAUAGCUACUAAUUCAUAGCUUACACCAUUAAUUCAAUUACAAUGGAACAAGACGAGCAAAGUCUAACAUAUAUAGCCUUUCCAAAUGAUGUUCGAAAGGCAUUUGACGAAUUCAUUCACGCCGACUCGUACAACAAUCGAGAACGCAUUGAAUACUCGAAAUGGGUUCGAUUACACAUACAUCUUGAUCAAUCCAACCUAGUACCAGAAACCCAGACAGAUUCACGAUUGCGGCAUCGGGCCUACAGCGAAUUUGAGCUUAUUAACAAGAAGCUCUAUCGUCAACCUGAUAAACGCUUUACAAAGUCAAGAUAUGUGGUGCCAGAGAGCGAAGCCUUUGAUAUUAUCGCCAACAAGCAUCUCCAGCUUCUUCAUACUGGCCAAGAUAAGACUUGGGAUGCAAUUAAACAACAAUUUUACGGUAUUAAGCGUGAAGAGGUUAUAUUUGUCGUUAAACGAUGCAAGACCUGCGCACUAAAUCGUCCCUCUGCAAUCAAAGCUCCAUUAGUACCAAUUAUAUCAGAUCGAGCAUGGGAACGAAUACAGGCCGAUCUAAUCGAUAUGCGUCAUGAACCAUCCGACCAAUUCAAAUGGAUCUUACAUAUAAAAGAUCACUUUACAAAAUACACUCAACUAUACGCACUUACAAGCAAAGAAGCCGAUCCAAUCGCCAAAGCCUUCCUUCAGUUCAUCAGCGCGUUCUUACCACCUAAGAUCGUACAAACCGACAAUGGUAGAGAAUUCAAGGGGGCUUUUUUAAUUCUACUACGGCAAUAUGGUAUCCAGAUCAUCAAUGGCGCCCCAAGAUCACCUCAAACGCAAGGCUUAGUUGAACAGGCGAAUGGGGUAGUAUCAAGUAAGAUAACUGCAUGGAAAGCAGAUCAUCAGUCAACACAAUGGGCAGAGAGCCUCACUGAGAUUACUUUGGCAAUGAAUACGCAGAUACACUCAUCAAUUAAGUGUGCACCAGCCGAAUUACUCUUUCGAGAGCGCUCGGCUUACAAGGACUGGCUUAAUAAUCGAAUGAGGAGGGAUCCAUCAAUUGGAAUUAAUCAAGAAGACCCCAAUCGAACUCCAAUAUACGGCUUAACGCCAGAAAAGCCACGCAGAAGCCAUACGCCCGAGUCAAACAGCCAAAUGGGCCGGAGGCAGACCUUGCAUAAUACGGAGAUUACUAUACACAUCUCAUCAAGCUCAUCAAGCUCUGAUGUUGAUAUACGAGUAACACCACCUUUACCAGCAGCAAGUUCAGUUAUAGAAGUUGAUCCUAUAAUUAAAGCUGCUCAAAUCGCUACAAAAAAAUCGAAGAUACGGAUGAUACGCAAAUAUUCCAAGCAUCAUACUAUUCAGCACUUUGAAGUCAACGAUAUCGUCUCUAUUAAGAUCCCAAGAGAAGAUCGAACCUCUACAGAUAACAAACGACUCUUUGGGAGAGUUUUAGAAGAGCCAUACAGUCAUCGAUAUAGAAUUCUUACCAAAUCUGGAGUUAUCAAACGGCUUAUUCCAACCAAAUCUCUAUGUGUAGUAGAUAAGACACUCUGGUCCGGUAUACAGAUUCCAUCUACAACAGAAGAAAUUACACUACGAGAAGCAGCUCGAGAUGCAUCAACAAGUAUACGAGUUACCGUAUCUUGCCAAUGUAAAGCUGCCUGCAGUACACGACGGUGUAGAUGCUUUAGAGAGAAGCAGAAGUGCAGUAUUCACUGCCAUAGAGAUGAUCAUGAUUGUGGGAAUCUAUCUGCAUUGCCAAUCCGUACAGAGAUAGCUUUAAUUGGGCAGCCACAACGAAGGAGAACACGGGCAAACACCCGUAGAGAGAUGUAGAAGGCUCUAUGUUGCGAGUGAUUGAGCCAAAUCACUCGAAGUAGUUCUCUAGAGCACAGAUAGCAUAUUGCGAUAGUAAAAUUAAUGAAUUCAGCUAGUUUAACUACUUCUUCCGAGCCAUUUGGCACGAAUCGCCCGCAGCGCCCGCGGGGAUUCGUGACUGGCGUACGCGA